CGGCGUGUCUGGUGCCGUGUCUGGUGCCGUCGUAGCGUCAUGGCGAGGAAGCGCAAAGCCUCCGUCCCGGUGGCCGCCGCCAGCAAGAAGCGCCCCGGGGGGCAGAGGGCCGAGGUGAAGAAGAAGGAGGAGGAGGAGGAGGAAGAUGAAUUUGAAGAGAAGAAGCCCAGUAUAAAGAAGAACAAACCCAAAGUUCCAAAUACAAAGAAGAAAGAAGACUCCGAUCCUGGAGUUUCCAAGUCAGCAAAUAAACAUUCAAAACAAAAAGGGGUAAAAUUGCAAGCAAAAGAAAAUAAAAAAGUCACAGAAAGUAAAGGAAAUCAUAGCAAAGAGCAAUCCUGCAGUGACUCACUGAAGCCCCCUCAGAGGGAGACAAAGUUGAAGAGAGAAUCUCCUGUUAAAAAAGAGAUGGAUGAAGACAAUACUGAUGACAAUGAGGACGACAAUGAUGAUGAAAGUGAAGAUGAAUGGGAGGAUGUGGAAGAACUCCAGGAACCUGCUACAGAUAAGUUAGGAGAAGCUGCUGUUCUUUCGGCAGUGGCGCUGCCAAGCAAUCCAGUUGAGAUAGAGAUUGAAACGCCAGAACAACUUAAGAAAAGAGAGAGAAGAGAAAAAAGGAAAGCUGAGUUUGAGACCUAUCUUCGGAGAAUGAUGAAACGUUUCAGCAAGGAGGUUCGUGAGGACACACAUAAGGUUCACCUCUUGUGUUUAUUAGCGAAUGGCUUCUAUAGGAACAGGAUCUGCAGCCAGCCAGAUCUUCAUGCCAUUGGUCUGUCCAUCGUCCCCACACACUUCACAAAAGUGCCUGCAGGCCAAGUGGACAUUCUCUACCUUUCCAACUUGGUGAAAUGGUUUAUUGGAACCUUCACUGUCAAUGACGAGCUUUCCACUGAAAAAGGAGAGUCCCUUCAGUCAACCUUGGAGAGGCGCUUUGCCAUCUAUGCUGCACGAGACGAUGAAGAGUUGGUUCAUAUAUUUUUAAUUAUUCUCCGAGCAUUACAACUACUGUGUCGCCUUGUGCUGUCUCUUCAGCCCGUUCCUCUCAAGGAGACAACAGCAAAGGGAAAAGGCUCAUCCAAGAGGCAGUCACUCAGCAGUACCUCUGAAGGGCGGGAAAGCUCUGGCACAACACCCAAAGCCGUGGCAAAAAAAUGCCCCUGCAAAAAAGCCAAGAAGGAUGAGAAAUCCUCAGGAGGUGAAGAAGACAACAAGGAGCCAAAGAAACCCAGAACUGCUCGGACCAUAAGGAAACACAAGUCAAAGCUGACUUCAGGCAGCCAGGAGCAGAAGGAAAUUAGUAAUGAGGAGGGUGGUGUAGGGGAAAAAGAUGUGCCCGUCAGGCCCAAGAAUGAUCGCAGGAGACGAGUGGCCUCCAAAGUGUGCUACAAAGAAGAGAGUGGAAGUGAUGAGGCCAGUGUUUCUGACUUUGAGGUUUCAGAGGAGGAGAGUGAUCUCUCUGAUGAGGAUUUUGAAACUGUAUCUAAAAAGCAGAGAAUAUCAUUGGGCUCCCAGAAAUCAAAGCUAACGUCUAUCAAAAGCCCCAAAACUGAGACCUUAGAAUCAAAGCAGUCCAAAAAUUGUUCUGGAGUUGAGCCCAGACCAGCCAAAAGCACAGCUCCAGCAUUGCCUCAUGCACCGAGAAAGAGGAACAAAAUCAUUUCUAGUGAUGAGGAUGAUGGACAGCAGGCGGUAAGGAAAGUGGUUGGCACAGACCAGUGGCUAGAGGUUUUCCUUGAGCGUGAGGACAAGUGGGUGUGUGUGGACUGUGUUCAUGGCAGUGUUGGCCAGCCCCAGCAGUGCUUCACAUAUUCCACAAAGCCACUUUACUACAUUGUGGGAUUUGACAACGAUGGGAGCGUCAAGGAUGUGACGCAAAGAUACGACCCUGUUUGGAUGACCACAACGAGGAAGAACCGCGUGGACCCUGAGUGGUGGGAGGACACGCUGCAGCCAUAUAGAAGUCCCUUUGUGGAAAGAGACGAGAAGGAGGAAAGGGAGUUUCAAGUGAAGCUUCAAGAUCAACCUCUACCAACAGCAAUUGGAGAGUACAAGAACCACCCUCUUUAUGCACUGAAGAGGCAUCUCUUGAAGUAUCAGGCGAUCUAUCCUGAGUCAGCUGCUAUCCUAGGGUACUGCAGGGGAGAGGCCGUCUACUCCAGAGAUUGUGUACACACACUCCACUCCAAGGACACUUGGCUAAAGCAGGCUCGAGUGGUGAGGAUUGGAGAAGUACCUUACAAGAUGGUGAAGGGAUAUUCCAACCAGGCAAGGAAGGCACGCCUUGCAGAGCCUGCAAACCAGGACAAAGAGGACCUGGCACUGUUUGGUCGCUGGCAGACAGAGGAGUACCAGCCGCCUAUAGCAGUGGAUGGAAAGGUUCCUCGGAAUGAGUAUGGAAACGUCUAUCUCUUCUUGCCAUCCAUGUUACCUGUUGGCUGUGUGCAGCUCAGACUCCCCAACCUGAACAGAUUGGCACGGAAGCUGGACAUUGACUGUGCUCAAGCAAUCACAGGAUUUGAUUUUCAUGGUGGCUACUCGCACCCAGUUACUGAUGGUUACGUUGUUUGUGAAGAAUAUAAAGAGGUGCUCAUUGCUGCCUGGGAGAAUGAACAAGCAGAAAUAGAAAAGAAGGAGAAGGAGAAGCGUGAGAAGAGAGCUCUGGGGAAUUGGAAGUUGCUGACAAAAGGACUUCUCAUCAGAGAGAGACUAAAGCAACGCUAUUCCAUCAAGACUGAGCCAUCUGCACCUGAGGCAGAGAAAGGAGCCGGAUUCUCCUCUGAUGAAGAAGGAGGUCCAAGUUCAGGAACUGCAGGAGGGGAUGUGGCAGUUUCUUGGCCCCGAAAUCGCCAGGCAGAGAAGCAGAAGGAAGAGCAGACAACCAAAAAGAGCAAGCGAGAAAAGAAGGGAGAGGCAGCACAGUUGUUUCCUUUUGAGAAACUGUGAUUGGAACAAGCAUUUCUUUACCAUUUCUAGAUGCAAGAACAGAACUGUCACAACAAAUGUAUCCCAUGCCAGUUAAGGACUUCUUAGUGUUCUGUGCACUUGUGUUUCUGAGCUAUCAGGGCCCAACCUAAUUCAGCAUCACAAAUGUCUUUUGCUGUUGUAGAUGAUUAAGUUCAUCCCUUUAUCCUUGGACUUAGGAGAAGCAGAUGCAGAGGUAGACCUUCUAAGAUCUCUAUAUGAUCUUUUUUGUUCUCUUUUGUAAGUAUGAUUCAGCACUGUAAUAAAUCCAUUUUCUGAGGCA
This is a messenger RNA of Oxyura jamaicensis (ruddy duck), 3244 nucleotides long. It is a transcript of the gene XPC, whose product is annotated as XPC complex subunit, DNA damage recognition and repair factor. NCBI's taxonomy places the organism in Eukaryota, Metazoa, Chordata, Aves, Anseriformes, Anatidae. Gene Ontology annotation, molecular function: damaged DNA binding; single-stranded DNA binding. The record is from RefSeq and is a predicted model, not a curated record. Bases 40 to 2943 code for a protein of 967 amino acids. Gene Ontology annotation, biological process: nucleotide-excision repair; mismatch repair. Gene Ontology annotation, cellular component: cytoplasm; nucleotide-excision repair factor 2 complex; nucleus. The transcript is spliced from 16 exons.